UUAACUACGCUUUAACCCAAGAUAAUUCUGUAUAAAAAAAAUAUUAUCAGGUUGGACUACAAAGGGUUAAUGAAACAGUUUUCAUCAAUUUUAAUAGAAAAGUAUAAUCGAUGAUUGACCGAUUGAAGCCACAUUAUCGCGUUCAAAGCAAUCCGACAAUAUUAAACGCUAUCGACCGACGGAUCCUUUGAUUGCAGCCGCUACGACUGCUCGCCAUUUAAGUAAUAAGGUCAAUGAAUUUUCUUCUUUUGCUCCGCGGGAAGUCAGACGCGCAUAAACUUUCAUCCGAGACGGUCAUCUUCAGCUCGAGCCUUAAUUUCAAAGAAUUAAGAUGUCAGGGAGAGCCGGACUGCAUCAUACUGUUCAUUUUUUUAAUAAUCAUGGAAAAAUUUGCGCGAUUUUAAUUCACAGACUUAUUCAAGACAACUUACCCUAUAUUUGAAUUCUUAUUUUAAUGUUAUUUAAUAUAAUAUUAAUCAAUUAUCAGAUAUAUCGAUAACAAUAGAUUUUGUUCGUUUCGGUUUCAACAUCAACCCCGUUUGGCAUUUUCUUUCGAUCCCUAAGCAUCCGUGUUCUAAUUGUAGUCGGGUCUAGCAGCCGGUGACCCAGUAUGUUAAUACUUUCUCUUUCGUUAAGUAUUCUUUUGUUCUCGGUUCCAAUGCACCUGUAUUGUUCCUUGGUCACACAGCUGUUCCGUGACAAUGUGAUAACGGGUCACGAAGGUAAUGACCCCGUUUUUUAUUCUCUUCCUUCGUUCGCUUCGAGCUGUUCGUUGAAUAGAACCGAAGGUAUCUACCAAGUAUUUUUACGACAGCUUCCAAUAACGCGUUCCCAACAGACGAGCAUUCUUUGGCGUAGAUACACACCCUUGUCUGGACGGAACAGCUACAGGACCGUCAAGAUUCUUCUUUGAAAACAAAAAUGAUAUGUGAGUAAAUAGACUAUAACGGAGAGAAUCUUUGUUGAAGAGUACAUAAAGGCUCUCCAUUGCUGAUAAGGAAUUGUCAAGUGGAUGAAACUGAAGAUGUUGAAAAUUUACCAUGGAUGGUAUUGAAAGGAACAUUGCAAUAAUACUAUAGUUAAUCCUGGAAAUGAAGAUUUUUAUUGCGAUACGAGAAGCGUCACUCUUCAUCCUGUUUAUUUCUCGGGUCGACGGAUCUUUGGCUCGUUUUUUUCUACAUGGUUCAGUUUACAAUUGUUGAAGAAAUUGAAAUAAGGAAAGAAGCAUGUAAUAACAGUUGUGGCUACGCGAGAACAGUGUCCCAUAGAAGGCGCUCGUAAAAACAUUAAAGUGGACAGAUACAAAGCGGCCAAUUAUACACCGACGGUUUCCUUGAAACUGCAAGCCGCAAAAAGGCCCUUACACUAGAAGCACUGAGUUCUAAACAGCAAUCACGCUUCAUAACGUUUUACUUGAAUGCACAGUUUUCUGCGAUAUGCAUAUACCGAGUAAGCAAAACAUCAGUGUAAACAAACGAAGAUCAUGUACGGUAGAUCGAGAAAGAAUCAGGAGAGCUCGACGCGCGAAGCAGCGUCCAAAGCGUGCAAGGAAAGUGGAGUAGAGACACUCGGUCGAGGAAAAGCUCUUUCGCACUGCCGAACGAAGCGCGUACGCUCGAUCUCCAGGCUAUCGAGCGCUCAGAACGGCGUGGAGGAGUUCCAGUAGUAGCUGAGCCGCCGCGACGAGACGAGAACGCAGCGGCGGCGUACCUCUGCGCCUCUUCCUUACUUCGCCGCCGCCGUUGCCUUCGUUCACCGCACUCGCAGUUUCUGUGCCGGUCGAAACGGUCCCGAGGCUGGUCCCAGCUUCUUCAAUCGCGUGUGUACUCUGAAACUGUAAAGAGGAUUUCGGGGGAUAGAGAUUCUUAACGUGCUGCCAAAUUCCAUAUUCUCCGACACCCUAUAUAAUCACGAACGAUCGACCCUGCAGACGAGAUUCCGGCUCGGGGACAGCAAACUGCAAGCAGCAACCUCGCAGGAGCCGCUGUUGGAUCCGAAGAAGUGAAAGUACCGCGUGUCCAAAGAGAACCAGACGGAAGAAGCGUUUAUCUCGAUGACCAGAACCACGUGCUAGUUCGAGUAGCGUGAUUAAUGUUGAUGUGAAAGGUCAUAGACUGGAUCAGAGACAAUGAGGCUGCAAUUGAUCGUUGUAUCUUUGAUCCUGGUGAUCCUGCGAGUGUCCUGGGCGGUUCAGUCGCAGAAUGGGAGGACCGAGUGCCCCCAUAAGUGCAUGUGCUUCGGGAGUACCGUGCGGUGCAUGUUUCAGAAGCUUAACCGUGUACCACGGGUACCAACCAACACCACGGUCCUGGACCUACGGUUCAACAACAUAGCCGAACUACGUCCAGGCUCGUUUUACAAUCUCCCAGAAUUACACACUCUGUUGCUUAACGACAAUCGCAUCAGACAUCUGCCUCCCAGGAUCUUUGAGGGUGCACCCAAGCUGAGGAUCCUCUACCUGUACAAGAAUCGUCUUGAAAGAAUUUCACCAGGUGCAUUCGCUGGUCUGCCGAAAUUAGAACAACUAUACUUGCACUACAACCACCUAAGAGAGAUCAAGAAAGGAACGUUCAAUGAUCUGCCCUCGUUGGAGAGGCUGUUUCUGCACAGCAACAUGCUGCAUCAUAUUCCCGCCGACGCGUUCCAUAAUGUGGGACCCAUGACGCGGCUCCGUCUCGACAGCAAUGCUCUCGUUUGCGACUGUAACUUGGUUUGGCUAUUGCACAGACUUCAGAGCAAAUCCUCGGAGAUGGCAGCCAUUUGCCAGGCACCCGUUGAGAUGAAGGGACGCUCCCUGACCACCAUGUCCCCCGAUGACUUUCAUUGCACCAAACCACGCAUCAUGAACGGUCCUGAGGACGUGGAGGUCAGACUAGGCGGCACCAUCACCUUCGCCUGUGAGGUGAUAGGCGACCCAGCUCCAGAAAUCAAAUGGAUGCGAGAUUCUAACGAGGUAUCACCCGACGGGAAUCGCUACGUGAUCCAGGGAGAUGGAACAUUGAUAAUCUCAGAUGCGACCGAGCGAGACAACGGCGAAUACGAAUGCGUGGCUAGAAGCGAAAUGGGCUAUACUAAAUCGAGAAAGGCUAGAGCUAUCAUAACGGUAUCACCGUCGUUAAGAUUCACCCAGUUACCCGAAUCUCAAACUGUUCAAGUUGGAACAGACGUCUACUUCAAGUGCAGAGUCGAGGGACAGCCCACGCCAGAAAUUCAAUGGUGGCGAAAUGGUCAGACGUUGAAUGUAGGUGGUCGUAUCUCUAUUGAAGACGACGGUAAUUUGUUGAGAAUCAUUGCCGUGAAGGAGUCUGACUCGGCUAGAUACGUUUGUCAAGCGAGGAACUCAAAUGGUGAGGCUGAAACUAGCGCGGAUUUGAGAGUGGUUGAUACCUCUUACAGUCCACCUAGGAUGACAUACGAGCCUCACGACAUGGAGGCGGAACCCGGUGCCAUUAUCGAGGUGCCCUGUAGGGUUGAAGGUGUUCCGAAACCAGUAAUACAAUGGAAGAAGGAUGGAACAGCCGUGGAAGGGGAGAGAGUACGAAUAUCCCGUGGGGGAAGCUUGUACCUUUAUAAUGUUACUGCCGCGGACACUGGCAGAUACGAAUGCUCGGCAAUGAACCAAUAUGGGCGUGCAACUGCUCAAGCGUUGGUGCGCGUUCGCCAGCCUGAAGCGACAGAUGUACUGGUGAUAAGAGCGUUCAAGGAUGCCACCGAGGAGAUUGAUCGUGCCAUAAAUAAUACGUUGAUAAGUCUCUUCACAGGUGACAGCUCGCGAGUGAAUCCAUUCAGACUCGCGCGUUUCCCAGACGCCGUUGGUCGCGCCGCGGCUAGGCCAGCGGAGGUGUUUGAGAGAACGCUUGUUAAUAUAAGGCGUAUGAUAAACGCUGGUAUCAGCGCGAAUACCACUAAUGAAUUUCGGUAUGAACAAGUCUUGACAGCGGAACAGGUCAGAGAAAUUGAGAGACUAUCAGGAUGUACUGGACACAGGCACAAGCAGAACUGCACGAACAUGUGCUACCAUACCAAAUACCGUAGCAUAGAUGGUAGCUGUAAUAACUUAAGACACCCCACCUGGGGAUCCUCUUAUACCGGUUUCCGUAGAGUUCUGCAACCAAUUUAUGAAAACGGAUUUUCAUCUCCAGUGGGAUGGGAGAAAGGACGUCGUUAUUACGGCUACCCAAAACCAGCCGCACGACUGAUCUCUACCACCCUAGUAGCUACCCAUAACGUGACCUCCGACGAGAGGAUCACCCACAUGGUGAUGCAAUGGGGACAGUUCUUGGAUCAUGAUUUAGAUCAUUCUCUGCCAUCGGUCUCCAGCGAGUCUUGGGAUGGUAUAGACUGCAAGAAAUCUUGCGACAACGCAGCGCCCUGUUUUCCUAUGGAUGUUCCUCCAGGUGAUCCUAGAGUGACCAACAGAAGAUGCAUCGACUUCAUAAGAACCAGCGCAGUCUGUGGUUCUGGUGCAACUAGUCUAUUGUGGGGCAGUUUCACUCCACGCGAACAACUGAAUCAAUUGACCAGUUACUUGGAUGCUUCUCAGGUAUAUGGUUAUGACGAUGCUCUAGCCAAAGAUUUGCGCGACUUCACCACGGAUCAUGGUUUAUUAAGAGAAGGUCCUACUAUUCCUGGUCACAAACCGCUUCUUCCAUACGCUAACGGUCAGUUCGUUGACUGUAGAAGGAAUCCUCUGGAAAGCUCCAUCAACUGUUUCGUAGCUGGUGACAUUCGAGCCAACGAGCAGGUGGGUCUCCUGGCGAUGCACACGAUAUGGUUACGAGAGCACAACCGUAUCGCUCGCAGCCUGCGGGAGAUGAACCCUCACUGGAACGGAGAGAAGCUGUACCAGGAAGCUAGAAAGAUCGUUGGAGCCGAGAUGCAACACGUCACUUAUCAGCACUGGAUACCUCACGUAUUCGACGGAACCGCGGAGGAGCUUCUCGGUCCCUACCGAGGUUACGACCCCAAUUUGGACGCCAGUAUUUCCAACGUAUUUGCCACUGCGGCUCUGAGGUUCGGUCACACGUUGAUCCAACCUCGUCUGCAGCGUCUUAACUCAUCUUUCCAGUCUAUACCUCAAGGCCCCCUGAAACUACGAGACGCCUUUUUUUCACCGUGGAGAUUAGUCGAAGAGGGUGGCGUUGAUCCUCUGAUGAGAGGGAUGUUCGGCACAGCGGCUAAAUUAAAAUUACCCGAGGAGAACUUGAACACAGAAUUGACCGAGCAGCUGUUCCAUACUGCUCAUGCGGUAGCUUUGGACUUAGCUGCUAUGAAUAUUCAACGUGGCAGGGAUCAUGCGUUGCCAGGAUACCUGGAAUGGCGACGAAUCUGUAACAUGUCGCAUGUAGAGACCUUCGAAGAUCUGGCCGGUGAAAUACACAGCGCCAGAGUCAGACAGAAGCUAAGAGAAUUGUACGGUCAUCCUGGGAACAUAGACGUCUGGGUCGGUGGAGUUUUAGAGGAUCAACUACCAAACGCCAAAGUGGGUCCUCUUUUCAAGUGUCUUCUGUUGGAACAAUUCAGACGCACCAGGAACGGCGACAGGUUUUGGUACGAAAGUCCCACUGUCUUUAAACCUGACCAAUUUGCCCAGAUAAAACAAACGAGCUUAGCUAGAAUCCUAUGCGAUAACGGAGAUAAUAUCGACAGAAUACAACCGAAUGUAUUCGUGCUGCCAGAAGGUGACAACAAAUUCGUCAGUUGCGAUGAAAUACCGUACGUGGAUCUGAGAGUUUGGUCCGAUUGUUGCGACGGUUGCGAGGAACAGGGUAACACGAUCUCGCGAUUCAGACGCAGCGCAGCCAAAUACUUGCCAGCACAAAAUAACUUUGUUUCGAAAGAUAUAGGUAGGCACGAUCAAACUGAAAGGAUUAAGUAUCUGGAAAUAACGAUCCAGGAAACUGAGCAGGAAUGCAAGAGAGUUAAGGACCUUGCCGAGUCUCUAUCUGAUAGAAUAGAAGAUUUAAAGAGCCUCUUAGAGGAUGUAAAAAAGUUACAGUAACAGAAUGCUUUGUUAACUUUACACAUUUAUUAAUUUGUACAUACACCACGGAUCGUAAAAGGAUCGAGUGGAAGAUUGAUUCUUUAUUGUCCUCUUUCAAACUCGAUUUGCCUAUUUAGGUGUCUGUUAUUAUCUCUAGUCUUGUAUGCGAUAUCUUAGACACCCUACCAAGGAAAGUAAGUACAUAGUGCCCCAUCUUACUCGUUUUCGGUUUUUACCAUUUUUAUUUUUUACUUUGAACAUUCUUUUACCGCAGAAAAUGACGCUUCGCUUUCGUAGCAUAAUGAGUAAGUAUAUUUUAACAUAUGUAUAAAAUUAUUUAUGUAAUCGACUUCAUUAAAACACGAAUGUAUAAUGCACAAUUUAAAUUUAAUAUUUUGUGGUUAAUGAAUUCUACAUAUUAUUCGCUGCUUUCAGAAAUUUGAAAUUAUUUUUUAUAUAAUAUGUUUUUCCUCAUUAGCAGUACAAGAUACAUAUCACUUUAGUUGUAUCUAUUAAUUAUUAACAAUGUAAAAAUCUGAUUUCUAAAUAGGUUCUAUGUCCAGUUUGAGCAGUGAGAUUCUUUUUGUUAAAGAAAAUAAUAAAUAUGUGUGUUAAUAAGUCCAAUUUUGGUAUCACUGUUAUAUUAAAGAACAGUAUGUACAUCUUUUAUAAUAUUGUGCCAUUAAAUAUUAUAAGUAUUUGUAAUGUAUACCUGUAGUAGUACAUGUAUAUGUAGGCCCCUUGAAAUUCUUUCAGAAAAUUGUAGAAAUAAUGUACACCAUAUUAAUAUGUUUAACAAAAAAUUAUAUUCAUCUUAAUAACAACAUAAAUAUUACACACCCA
This is a messenger RNA of Osmia lignaria (orchard mason bee), 6826 nucleotides long. It is a transcript of the gene Pxn, whose product is annotated as Peroxidasin. NCBI's taxonomy places the organism in Eukaryota, Metazoa, Arthropoda, Insecta, Hymenoptera, Megachilidae. Gene Ontology annotation, molecular function: heme binding; peroxidase activity; protein binding. The record is from RefSeq and is a predicted model, not a curated record. Gene Ontology annotation, biological process: response to oxidative stress.